Messenger RNA from Pimephales promelas (fathead minnow), 2514 nucleotides. RefSeq lists its product as uncharacterized. The record is from RefSeq and is a predicted model, not a curated record. Gene Ontology annotation, molecular function: DNA binding. Lineage: Eukaryota; Metazoa; Chordata; Actinopteri; Cypriniformes; Leuciscidae.
CCUACACAUGUUCAAUUAUUGAAUGAUUUUAAAUAAAAUUAUUUGUUAAAAAUCACGCACAAAAAGGAAGCUUCCACGGAAUAAAAAGAUUAAAAGUAGGCUAUUUGUGGCUUUUUAUCUCAAUAUUCUAAUUGUUUAUAUAAUUGCGAGUUUAUAUCUCACAAAUCCCACUUACGAUUGCGAGAAAGACAGAAAUAUGACAAUAUAAGUCACAAUUACCUUUUUUUUAUUUAGUGAAGAAAAGAGAAAUAACUAUAUCUCUGGCAAACUGAAUGCUGCUCGUGAAUGUGUGCUCAGCGGAAGGACAAAUAGUUCCUAUCCUGCACAACUACUCGCCGACAUAUAGUCCAUUAUAUUCAUUCCAACACUUGUGAUAUGAAAUCAGUUAAUGCUAAACAAUUAUUAAAAUAACCACUUUGAAAUAAACACCGUUAUCAUUAAAUGAAGGUAUUUGUAAAUACCCUCGAGUAUUUACGUCUGUAUCAGUAUUAGCUACUAUUUGAAGAUCCAUCCGCCAAACCCACCUGAAUUCUAGUAACUUUACACACACACACACACACACACACACACACACACUCACACUCACUCAAAUACCCCAGCUGCAGUCCGAAUUUAAUGUGAGCCUGUCUUAAACUUAAAAGCAAUCUGCUAAUUAUUUGUUGAGGAUCAAACGAGACUUUACUUUGGAAAAUCCUCGAUAGUUCGCGUCGUGACUGAAAAUGAAGUCAAUGCUUCACUCUGGCGCUGACUCGCGCCCUCAGAGUUGCUCAAACAGCGAUGUGGACGGAACACACCAAUGUAUCGUUAUCAAGCUGGAAGAGGACGAUCCAGAAACUGAGAUGGAUCUGAGUAUAUUCGCUCCUGUCGAGUCAGAUAACUCAAACGAUGAAGAAGAAGAUGAUGAUGAACUCUCGUGCUCAUCCAGAGCUUCUACAUGGAGCAGGAGAAACAUCCAAGAGCGAGAAAAGCAGGAGUAUUGUGCGCCCCUGAAACAGUCUCCCAGGGGGAGUUUAGAAGGACACCAUGAGAGCCGACAAACCUUUCGGGAUGAGCAGAGCCCAAAGCAGAGUCCUGACUGCGGUGCCGCACACGGGGACAUGAGCGUAGGACUCCCUUCUGAGGAGCACAUUGGUUACCAAGCUAGGCCUCCGUGUGAUUCAGCCAGGGGUCCUGCAGAGAAGUCUGGACUGAACAUGGCGAUCAGCCCUUUAGCUGCCAUGGAGCCUCCAGUAUUUCCAAACGCACCAGAACAGAGCAAAUCUGCUGUCGGGGAGGACCAGCAGAAUAUCCUGCUGGAGGUGCUGAACUACUGUAGGUUCCUGCAUGCAGCAGUGCAGAGGAUUGAACAGAAGAUUGACAUGCAGAUGGCAAAUGAGGCGUCUGAUGUAAGGAGCUCGGCAAGGCUGAAGAAGGCUUCAAAGAGGCCGGCGUCUCUACCUGUUGAGGACGGGCUGGUGUCCAGUUCUUUGUCCCAGCGUCUUCAUCCGCCAGUCCAGACAAACCCGUGGUGGAUGGCUCCGUGGAAGCGAGGGCCGGACAGGACAGAUCUCCAGCAAGCUGACGACAGCAGCCUUCAGUCGGGCAAGCCUCCUGGUGCGGGACGGGGGAGGGGACGGGGCAGGGGGCGGGGCCGGGGGCGUGGACGUCGGGGACGCUAUAAUGGAUCCCAGCGCCAAUCUCAAACUCCGGAUCCUGCGUCACUCGUGUUAAAGCCAUUCGGAGACGAGACAACAUAUGAUCCACAGCAAUCCCAGAUAGUGAAGAAAAGACCUUUGUGCAACACAGGCCCGAUGCAUCAGCAGCAAACGGAGAACGGCCUGCCUCCGCUGGAGAAGAGAGUGAAAUUGGAGAAGAUGGCCAACAAUAAAGAGGCCACACUUCAGGUUCAGGAGGAGCCCAAAGUCAUGAUCGGGAGCGCCUUGCGUAAAGUGUGGAUCCCGUUGUCCGUGUACAAGGAGGUGUUUAAGGAGGUGGAGCCGCAGAAGGCCGUGGAGCCGGUGCUGCACGCUCUCUUCCCCAUCAGCACACUGUCCUGCAGUGCGGUCACGGGCAACCCCGCCAAGGGCGUCCAGCAACUCGACCCCAACAAAAUAGAAGCCCUUCGAGAGUUCCUGGCUGAGAUGUACCCACAGUUUGACGUUGGCGUGAGGGGUGUGUCAUGGGCACAGUGUCUCGGAGUGAUCAACAACAUCACCAAAAACCUUAAGAAAAUAACCGGAAAAACCUCAUAUCUGCCAAAGGAGGUUGAAGGAGACGCACAAAAUGAGCCUUCAUACUCCCCAGGGUCUGUUCUGUGUUGUAAUCCUGAUACAUACACAUUUCAAUUCAAUGAAUGAGCUUAAGUGCCACAGCAGUGUUCCUCUUUUCUAUAGCUGCUAUGUUUCUAAGGAAAGAGAAGUUUUGAAUGCAUAAUAUAUUAACUUUUUUGUUCUUAAUAAAUCCAUAUAUUAACAAUUUUUGUGUUCAUACACCUGUAUAUUUUUUACAAUGCCAAAUAAAGUUGUUUUUUUCAGA